Molecule: messenger RNA, 1708 nt
Organism: Rubroshorea leprosula
Lineage: Eukaryota; Viridiplantae; Streptophyta; Magnoliopsida; Malvales; Dipterocarpaceae
Source: the annotation of a GenBank genome assembly
CUUCUUCUCGAUUCUUCCUCCCGACAAACCCCCAAGCCACCGACUCUCUCCCCCUUGAGAAAACCGGUGAGAUCUUGAUGAAAUUCCUUCCUUUUCUGGUUCAAUCACAAGAUUUGGGGCUUAGAAUUCUCUCCCUCAACCCAGAAAUCCCGGUUCUGCUCUGCUCUUUUCCCCUGUCUGUCGGCUGCCAUGUGGGUUUGAAUUUUUGGGCAUUUUUCGGGUAAGCCACAGCCAUGGAAAUCAUCUCCUUAGCUUUGAUUUGGCUUGGGUUACUCUAAUUUCUGUUUUGGUUCUUGAAUUUGGGUUAAUUCCGUGAGCUUCCCCUGCACUUGCCGCCGGCUUCUUCUCCCUGCCAGCUCCGGUUUGCUUGCUAGAAUUCUGGUUUUGAUCGUUCUGUUACCGUAGCACUUGGGUUAGCCUUCUGUUCUGUGUGAGUAAGGUAAGUAAAUCAUGGUAAAGCCCUUCGAUUUUAAAGCAUGUUUUAAACUGUUUUUGAGAUGGUGGCAAGGUUUAAAUUGAUUUUAAAUUGAUUUUAUCAACAUCUGAAUGUGAUUAAACUGAAAUGAAAAUUGUGAUGAUUUUUAUGAAAAUCAUUGUUUUUCUGGAAUUGAGUGUGAUUGGAAUGAAAAUGAGGAUUUUAUUGAUUUUCUGGAAAUGAGCAUGAUUGAGAAAUGAAAAUGAGAAUUUCCUGGUUUUUCUAGAAAUGAGUAUGAUUGAUUUGAAAUAAGAUUAUUAGUCUUUUUGUAUUGAUUUGAGCAUGCCUACUUGAAGUUCAUGUGAUGGUCCUGACGAUUUGAAAGUUAAUUGUAAAGAAUGAUUUUCUGUUAACUUCUGCCUGUUUUGUCUCCGUUGUGGUUAUGAUUAUUAAUGAUCCUGCUAGUGGGGGUGAAACGCUAGCACAUGUCGGCACAUGUCGAUAUGUUAUUGAUGAUCCUGCUAGUGGGGGUUUUUGCUGAUUGUGACAAAUGUGGGUUCCACGAAUAACUUUACUCUUCUGUUAGUACAAAGAAAGGAAGGAAAACCCUUUCCGCGCCGUCGCCGGGGAAGAACAAGAAUCGCGCCGCCUAAUUGGAAAAAUUCAAGACUGAUUCGGGUCAGCAACUUCAUCAUAGAGUUGAUGAAAUCGGUCGCUGUUAAUCUGCGCCGUCGCCAUGACCUUCGCACUCCAUGGGGGUCAGAAAUUGCAGACCGAGAGUUCUUCCACCUGGUCUCGUUGCGGCUAAGCGGUGCAUUGCGCAGUAACAAUUUCGUGAUUCUCAUCUACAUGACCCUAAUGUUCUUCCUCAUCCUGGGACUCGUCGUCUUCACCGCCUCGUUAUUAUCGUGAUUUGGUGACUGAGGAUGCCACUGUAAAGGAGACUUGAUUUAGCUUCCUGAGCAUUAGAUCCUUCCAUAAACUUAAGUGAAUAUGUAUAUUAUGUGGUCUGUUGCUGGUCUUCAUUGAUGUUCAAGCAGUUGUAUUUUAUCUUUAGGUUUAAUCCUUCAUUGGCAUACUUAAAAGAGUUCAGAAGGUUAGAUUUCAUGGUGUCUAUUGGAUUCCUUUCUUGUCUGUUCAGAAUGUGUCUUCUUUAGUUUCUGUGAUACAUUCUGUCAAGCAGAACCAUUUUGGCAAUGGGAAGAAGAAGAAUCUGUUUUGCAGUUUGCUUGGUGGACACCCAUAUCUGUUACUGCGAUACAGGUAUUUGUUUAAAAAAAAAGGUUACAUUUU